Molecule: messenger RNA, 3156 nt
Organism: Linum trigynum
Lineage: Eukaryota; Viridiplantae; Streptophyta; Magnoliopsida; Malpighiales; Linaceae
Source: the annotation of a GenBank genome assembly
ACUGUUGUCUGAAUUUUCCCCCCAUAUUUUAGAAGUAAUUUCCGUACUUCUUAUUGUUAGUAUAAAUGAUUUAAGAACUAUUUGUUCACAAGAUUCGAUGUUAUUAACAUAUUCAACUUACGUGACAAGCACAAAAAAUUGAUGACAAGCAAACAAAAAACUCAAUAACAGCAAAUGCUGAUAACCCAUGGAACAUGCUAAAUUUCUAGUUCAUGGAAGCAAGUUUUGAGUUACUAUUUGCAACUUCCAAGUUCUCUGACCAUCUAACUUUUUCUAAAAUGUUCAAUUCAAACUCUAUCUUGUGUCUUGCUUCAUCACCUAAAAUAAAUCAAAAACAAAAAUGAACAAAUUGAGUAUUAUGUAUGUGAUUUGGGGAAUGAGCGGUCAAAACCCCGUAAUAGUUGUAUAUGAUAAACUUAAGUCAUGAUAUAAAAAAGUUCACUUUGUUAGUUCGAGAGAUCUCAAAAUGGAGGGAUUGAAAAGACUAAUGUUUAUUAGAGCUUCCGCAAUGGCUGUCAUAUAAUUGUUCCAUCUUGAUGUGGCACUUGCAUCUUCCUAUUUCAUGGUUGCAGAACCUAUUUCAUAUAGUGGGAGCUUCCAUUUUAUGAAAUACCAAAUGAAAUGGCAAGUGGCCCGCGCCACGUUUUAUAUGCUAUUUCCCUUAUUUCUUUUUUCCAUUCUCAUUUUGUUGUCUUUUGUUGGUUGUAACAGAUUAUAUUUUUAUUAUAGUUGUAUUAAAAAGUCACUUCGGACCCACCAUAUGAAAUAAAAAAUGGAUGUCAUUGAUGUAGAGAAAAUGGUAGUGGUAUGUGGUGAAAUUGUAAAAAUUGGUGAUGUGGCAGUAGGGGCCACUUAUGAUAUAGGAAUUGUAUUUCAUGAAUGUGGAUGGUCUUAGGGGCAGUUGCCUAACCAUGAAUGACAAAAAAGAAGAAGAGAAAAAAAAAUGAUAAUCAUGGAUGUUACAUUUAAGAUAAGUGAGAAUCAACCUGGAGUAGCAAAGAUGACUCCAAUUAGAAUGGCAUCUUACAAAUGAACACAAAAAUGAAGCGCCUGAUCAUCCAUUUCAACACUUUAUAUCCACAGAACUUAUACAUAUACGGGUUAAUUGCAUGGUUGGUCACUGACAUUAUAAAAAGCGUUCAUGUUUGGUCACUAAAAAAAUUUAAAUCUAACUUUGGUCACUAACUUUACAAAAACGGUUCAUUUAUGGUCACUCUCCGUUAGCUGCCAUCCAACGCCGUUAACGGAGUCCGUUAAGUGAUGACGUGGCUGACGGAUUCGCCUAAUCAGCACCUUUUGACCCCAAAUUUGACUGACCCGACCCGCCACGUCAUUUAAACCCUCCAUCUCAGCAAAACCUAACCAAACCUCUAACCAAAUCAGACCACACCCGACCCGACCCAACCCACCAACCCAUCUAUCUCAUUUAUGUGGCUUUGUGACCGCAAGAAUCCUAUCAGCUUCCAAAAACCUACAAACCUUCACAUCUCUCUCUGUUUUCUUCUCAUCCCCUUCUCCUCUGCUAAUGGCGACACCUUUCUGUCGUUGUGGAUUGGCAUCAGAUCUCAAGACGAGCUGGACAGAGGCGAAUCCAGGGAGGAGGUUCUACGGGUGCAGCAAGUAUGGGACAGAUGGGGCAUGUAAUUUCUUCAGAUGGCAUGACCCAGUAGUUGACGAGCAUAUGAAGUUUGUGGUGCUGAACUUUCAUCGUCGGAUUCGAGAACUAGAGAAGAGGCAAAAUGGGCAAGGGUCCAAAGCUAAUGGCUGCCCAGUGUUCAUCUUCAUUGUGAUUGCUCUUUGUCUUUUCUUUCAUCUGGAUGGGAUUGGGAAUGUAAGAAGCUAUUUGCUCAACCUUGCUGAUGUAAUCGUUUCUGUAUUGUAGAUUGUAACCCUAGAAAAAUCAAAUUUCACAUAUUGUAUCUGAAAGUUUAUGUUGCACGAUUGGGCACUCAAAAACAUGUAAUGGUCCACAUGUGGUCACUUAAAGAUAUGUUCAGUCCACAUUUGGUCACUCAAAAACAUGUAAAGGUCCACAGUUGGUCACUCAAAAACAUUUGAAGAUCCACAUCGGGUCACUCAAUUUAAUGUGAAGAACCACAUCUGGUCACUGUAAAACAUAUAAAGGUCCAAAUCUGGUCACUAAAAUAGAUGUCAGAAUCUACAGUUGGUCACUCUAAAAGCAUGUGAGGUCCAUUUUUGGUCACCAGACAAGGGCAGAUUUGCUCAUUAGAGAAAGCCAGAUUUGGAACCACACUUCAAUACCUAACUGUUCUGCUACACAGUAUUUGACAUUUAAGUUGGAAACAAACAGAUCACAACUAGAAUUCAUUCAUAAUUAGUGCACUAACGGCUAUAUUGUCCAAAAGAGCCAUGCAUAAUUAACAAGUUCCUUUUCCAUGGACUUGUAUGACAAAAUAGCAAAUCCAUAUUGAUUUGCAAAAGGCCUUGGAGGCUUAAAAGUUCAAAAUACCCAUUCACAACUAUCCAACUGCCCACUACAUCACCUAAAUCUACUAUUCACAGCUGCUCUACUGAGUCACUUGGCUUGCAAUCUGUGAGAGUUGAGAGCCUUGACUUGAUGGCCUUCGAGAACUUCCCUGCAAAUUAACCCACAUUAGUAUGCUGGAAAUAUUUGUUAAAGGCAGGGAAAUGAAGAAAGGGAAAAUAUUUUUUACAUCUGGCAUGAGCUGAACCACGUGUGGUGGGAAUUAUUGCUAGGCAGAUGAAAUUUGCCAGGAUGAUUAUAGGUGACCAAAACUCUAGUUAUUUAUCUGCAUCUACAAGAAACUUACCAAACCUGACUUAAGUUCACAACUUAUAUUGAUUGUAGAAGUAAUGUGAAUUUGUGCCUAAAUAGUAAAGACAUUACAAAACUGAACAGAAUAGGCAAUCUGCAACGGGUUACAGAGCACCAACAAUGAGAAUGUAAACUAAAACGCAGAUGCUAAUUGAGUUUUACCAUUCAGCUAUCUGUCUGCUGGAAUUUUUCUACCUAAACUAAUGAGGAUCACUACAUGAAGCUUGAGUCAAAUUUAAUCAACGAACAUCGAAAGACGAAACAGAAAGAGGUAUAGCAAACGAUGAAGAUUUGGUCUAUACUCUAUAGUAUCUCAUGGAUCUAAAGAACAUACAAACCAUUAAAAACAAAGAGUGAUG